GACAAGUUAAACCACCAUCUAAUGGGACCAAGUUGAUAUUUCUACCUGGAUCAACCGUGAAAAUAGAUUGGUCAUAUGUUGGUGAUAUAUCUAAAGUGAAUCUUCGAGUUUGGUAUUUCAAAACUAGUGAGAGUUCACAACUAGGAGAACUUACAGUAUUAUUUCUAGAUCGUGACCCCGAACCGAAAAACACCACCUUAAUACCCAGGUUUGAAAUAGAAAAGCCAGCAACAUUGGUUUUAAAGAAUGUCGAUGAAACGUAUAAUGAAAUAUUUAUUUUCCUCCUUCGAAAUCAAUAUCCUCUGCAGUCAUAUUUAUCUGAAGUUGUUGUUAUUAUUGCAAGUACGUUUUGACAAAGUAUAACUUCUGAUUUUUCAAAGUUUGUUUUACUACUUUCAUUGGUUCCAGCGAGUUGCAUGCAUGAGUAUGGUUUGGCAUGGCCAAACAACAUCUAUACAAAUAUCUUAAUUUUGAAAAUAUUCUAUUUACAUGGCGAGCAAUCAUCUUGUGCAAGCUGCAGCCUUGACUAAAAUAGUUUAAUUUUAGGAUUUCCAAAUAUCGGUUUGUAUGGCUAUCUACAUGUAGAACGAUCUGUGCCAGCGUAGAUACAAAUCAUUAAUUCAGCCGUAUUUUGAUUAUUGCUCUCCCCUGUGGGAUACAUGCGAUAAAAUAUUAAAAGAUAAAUUGCAAAUACUAUACUAAAUCGUGCGGCUAGAGUUAUCACUGAAGCAAGAUAUGUUGAUAGGAUUAGAUCAAGUGAUCUUUUGGAAGGUUUAGGAUGGGAUAAUUUACAUGUUAGGCGGGCUAAGUUGAAGAGUAUCCUAUAAUGUAUAAAGUCCUUAAUGAAAUUUGUUCGCCAUGUUUAAGGGAAAGCCUCGUGAGACUUCUAGAGAACUUAAUAGAGGCCAUAAUUUACGAAAUCAGGAAACGGAUCUAGCACUUCCAAAACCAAAAACUAAGUUUUUGAAGCGAAGCUUUAAAUAUCGUGCGUCAUGCUGUGGAAUAAUCUUCCAUUAGAUGCAAAAGGAGUGACUUCGCUCCGUCAAUUUUUAAAUUGCAUAGUAUUGCGGAACUGUCCUUUUUGAACCAUGUUGACUCAAUUAUAGUUAAUUCUCUUUACUUCACUUUAUUUUUCUUUGUUCUAGGGGUGGGGGGAGGUUGGGGGUUUAUAUAAUAUUCUAUAAAUUUUACUGUUUUAUAUAUCAAGCCCCUCCUGUAAAUCGCUUUUAGUUGUGCGAGGCUAGCGUGUUUUUUAUUUAAAUAAAAUUGAUUGAUGAUGAUGGGAUAGUGGCAAUAACACCAGAAAGCUGCGGAUUAAGAGGGAUUCAUCUAUCUAACAAAACGAGUUUUACUUCACGCGUUUUGUCAGUAAAAACGUUUAAGAGUAAAAUACAUUUAAGUUGUACUUACUAUUUUUCAGAUAGUUGAAUCUCUCUCAAUCCGCAGUAUUCUUGUAUGACUAACAUAUUUCUAUUAUCCCUUGUUUCUUGGCAUUAUUAAACAUAGUGGAAAAUGCAGGUCCAUACACGUGAAUAAGACAUUGAGGCCCGAUCUGCAGUAGAAAUCUUUCAUACUAUAUAUAUCUUGAGUUGCACUCUAACCUUACAGAAUGAUUCUCUAAAGUCUUACAUAUAGUUUCAUUACAUUUCAGAGAAACCAACUGUGACAUUGAGUUGUUCCAGUCCUAUCACAGUAAAUGAGCGUGACAAUGUCACAUGUCUAUGUAGAGGUAAAGGUGGAAAUCCUCCAGCCAAUGUAACUUGGCAUGAUAAAGAUGGCGUCCAGAUGGGGGGAACUGGAAAAGAAGAACAAACAUUAACUCUCAGUGAAACUUACAAAUGUGUAGCCAAAAGCCACACUCUAACAGAUGAAAAGUCAAUCGAAAUAAUUGUUUAUUGUGAGUAUAGAAUUACAUGAUAAUAUAUAACGUUUUAAACGAAACCACUAGGCUAAGCCAACAUGUCGUUUAUCCCAUUAAUAUCGUUUUCAAAAUAUUUGUGAAUAUAUCUCAAAUAGUAUAGUAGGAAUAUGCAUUUUAUAGGAAAAAAGCUUACCUAUAACAAGUGACCGAAAGCCUAAAUUUUCGCUGAUUGAGAAGGCGUGCAAUUAAAGCUUUCUAACAGUAUAAACUCAGAUCUUCUGCAGUGCAAAAAGAAGAAAUUAUCAUUUAGCAUAAAGAGUUUGUAUCUUAUUAGACUCAGUUCCACCUACAGUGAUAAGCCUUACGUCGACUCCAGAAAAUGUCCGAUUUGGUGAAUCAGUCGUCAUAACGUGUGAACCUAUAGCUGUGCCUUUACCAAGUUAUACCAUAAUCCAUAACAGUAUACUGAGAUCGUCAGUACUCACAAUACAUAUAUAAUAACAGUGUUGGAAUUCAGUGAUGCUGGGUCAUAUAGAUGUAUUGCAACAAGUAUACUUGGAAAUAGUUCAAAGGCAUUCAUGCAGUUUGUCUGUCGUAGGUAACUAUGACAUAUAGUUUUUUCUGUGAUUGAAUUACUUUUAAUAAGUAAUACUGCAUGUAGUCCAUCAAGCUUAAAAUAUAACUACAGUAGGCAAAUAGACUCUUAACAAUGUGAUUUCAUUUCCAGUAACACGAACAACGAAUGCUCCAACUACAAAGGGUUUCGGAGCAGGUAAGGUGGUAUUCUUCUCCCAACAUGGUUCAGAAAGUAUAAUGUUUGUUUUCUUUUUAACUUUUUUGAGACACCCAUGCAGUACAGUACGUGUAGAAACAAAUUGUUUAGAAAAUUGCUAAACCCAUAUCGGUAACUGUGUUCUUCUUAAUUUUCAGGAAAAGCAGCUUUAGAAGCGAAUCGUAGUGGAACUGUAUGGUAUAUGGUUGUGGUAAUAUUGGUGUCUGGGAUUAUCAUUGGAAUUCUUCUUUCUUAUAAUAUUGUCUCGUGUUCUGGUCGUAAAUUUAGAAAUAGAGAACCUCAAUCAACCCUUGAACCAAAAACAACUAAAGUUGAUACAACUUAUCAAGAGCUUGAUCUUUCUAAAAUGAACACAGAAGAUAAUAAUUAUCAAUCAUUAAGAGUUAAUGCCGCAAAUGACGAGGACUCUACUUACACUGAGUUGAGCAAAACCAGAGAUGUGGAGGACAACUACCAAUCUUUAACAUGA
Messenger RNA from Paramuricea clavata, 3123 nucleotides. The record is from the annotation of a GenBank genome assembly. NCBI's taxonomy places the organism in Eukaryota, Metazoa, Cnidaria, Anthozoa, Malacalcyonacea, Plexauridae.